AUGUGUGAUGUUUCCAACCAUGCAGUAGGAGCGGCACUGGCUCAACGCGAAGUAUCUGAAGUCGUUCCUUGGGGACUAACAGGAUUACUCAAGAAGCAUGGGAUAAUUCACAAAUUAGCAACAGCUUACCAUCCCCAGACCAAUGGGCAUGCAGAAGUCUCUAACAGAAGGAUUAAACGUAUUCUGGAGAAGAUAGUAAAGCCUCAUAGGAAGGACUGGAGUGCCAGGCUACAAGAUGCGCUCUGGGCAUAUAGAACAGUGUACAAGACACCCGUUGGGAUGAGCCCCUUCUGCUUAGUAUACGAAAAAGCUUGCCACCUUCCAGUAGAGGUGGAACAUAAGGCUUUCUGGGCUGUGAAGGAGUGCAACAUGAACUUUGAGGAAGCUGGUGCUGAAAGAAAGCUGCAACUAGCAGAACUAGAGAACCUUCGUCUAGAAGCAUAUGACAACUCCAGGCGAUACAAAGAAAAGAUGAAGGCUGUCCAUGACAAGCACAUAAAAAGGAGAGAAUUCAGACCAGGGGAGUUAGUUCUUCUAUAUAACUCCAGACUGAGGCUCAUGCUAGGUAAACUGAGAUCAAUAUGGGAAGGUCCAUACAGAGUCAAAAAGGUAGAGCCAUAUGGAGUUUUUCACCUGCGUCAUCCUUCCAGCUCCAAAUUCAUCAAGGUCAAUGGACAUCGCCUAAAGCUUUAUCAUGGUGAGAAGAUGAAGGAUCACAAAGAAUUCGAGGUCUUCCUCUUAGAAGACCCACCAACAGAAGCAGAAUGA
Arachis stenosperma is the source of this 768-nucleotide messenger RNA. RefSeq lists its product as uncharacterized. NCBI's taxonomy places the organism in Eukaryota, Viridiplantae, Streptophyta, Magnoliopsida, Fabales, Fabaceae. Gene Ontology annotation, biological process: DNA integration. The transcript is spliced from 3 exons. Gene Ontology annotation, molecular function: nucleic acid binding. The coding region runs from base 1 to 768 and encodes 255 amino acids. The record is from RefSeq and is a predicted model, not a curated record.